Messenger RNA from Aureobasidium vineae, 1641 nucleotides. The record is from the annotation of a GenBank genome assembly. NCBI's taxonomy places the organism in Eukaryota, Fungi, Ascomycota, Dothideomycetes, Dothideales, Saccotheciaceae.
AUGACUACACGCGCUCUGACCGUGUGGGCCGCUGUCCUGUUCGGUUUACGCGUAAGCGCAGCCGACUCNCUCAAGGAUAUCGACCAUGUCGUUUUGUUCAUGCAGGAGAACCGCGCCUUUGACCAUUACUUCGGCACCAUGGCUGGUGUCCGAGGAUUCGCGGACCCCAAUGUGCACUACAAUGGUGGAAGAUCUGUUUUUCAUCAUAAUCAUGGCGCGUUGAAUGCAGAUCGCAAUGACAAAUGGGCACUUGCAAACACCCCAUGGUCGUGGGGCUACUUCAAGCGCGCUGAUCUGCCUAUACACUUUGCAAUUGCCGAAGGCUGGACAGUUGGCGAUAUGUAUCAGUCCGUGAUUGCUUCAACAAACCCCAACCGCGUGAGUUGGAUAAGUGGUUCCAUCAACGCACCAGGCUCUCCGCAGUCUCAGUCCGAAGGUGGUAUCGUCAUUGAUAACAAUGUAAGCACUAAACUCAUGCAAAUGAUACAUCAAUCUGACAUAUGUAGNGAAACUCCUGGAUGCGAGGGCCCGAAUCUGAACUGCUAUCCCACCACGUGGAAAACUAUACCAGAGUACUACCAAGAUGCUGGCGUCUCAUGGCAGGUCUAUCAAGACACAGACAACUUCGAUGACAACCCUCUUGCAUGGUUCAAGCAAUUCCAAGAUGCAUCCAACACAAGUGCACUAGGUCAACGUGGUAUGGCUUAUGUUGGACUUGACAAAUUCUAUGCCGAUGCUGCAGCUGGAACCUUGCCUCAAGUUUCGUACAUCAUUGGCCCUGCCGAACUCUCCGAGCAUCCUCCAUAUCAACCCAGGGACGGAGCAUGGCUACAACGAAAGGUCGUCGAGGCUGUUGUCAAUGGCAAAAACUACAAGAACACUGCCCUCAUCAUCAGUUAUGACGCAGGCGAGUGGAUUGAAGAUCCUUAUAAUGAGUUUGGAUACCCUNNAGGUUUCCGUCUGCCGUUCUACAUCGUCUCCCCUUGGACGCGUGGUGGCAACGUGUACACCGAACAUGCUGAUCACAUAUCGCAAAUCAAGUUUGUUGAUCUCACAAAAGCAUUCGACUUUUCUCACCCUGACUAUAGUAUUCCCGUCUUGCCCGAUAUUACCGCNCCCUCGGUCGAUGAAUCAGGAAACUACAAUGGAUAUUCUCUAUGUCAAGCUAAAUACCCCCGCGACUCACGUCCUCCCGUACCUUAUGGCGAGCAAUCCGAAGCCUCAGCACUUGCCACCGAGCAAGGCUACAAAUUAGUGCGUGGCCAAUUGACCGAAGGCCGCUUUUUGGUGUUCGANAAGAACGGUUUCGCACUAUCGGCCAGCAACAAUUACUUGACCGCCACGCGCAGUAGUCCCAUCCAUGAGAUCUUAUCCCAGCGAUGGAUUUUGCACCAGGUCGAGCAGGGUGACAAUCAAUUUACCCUCAGCAGUGUGGUUAGUGGCAAGUGUGCUGCAGGCAUUGGCGAGAUGAGUGAUUGUUCUCAGGCAGCGCCAAUCUCUAUCAAUGACUUGGGCAAUGGCAAGGGUCAUUCGUUGCAAACCUCCACAGGACAACACAUCUCCAUCAACACGGAUGGUAAAGUUAUCCUGAGCUCAAAGGUCGAAGGAUUCCAGAUCUUUAGUGUUAGCUACAAGGCUUAG